AUGUGGGCGGUUUCCCGGCCGGGUCGGGCUCCGCCGCCUCCGCUUUUCCUCCUCGCCGUGGCGCUUCUGGCGGGGCCAGCGGGAGCCUAUAAGCUGAAUGUGCCGAAAGUGUUGUUGCCCUUCAGCCGGGAUAAGCGGGUGCCCUUCGUGCUGGGCGCUGAGGGUGGUUGUUAUUCUUGGAGCCCUGUUUGUGGGGAAUACGCUGAGCAGGAGUGUUUGAUAGAGCCACGAUUUCCAACUUUAGAGACUUUUGACGAGGUCGAAUUACCUCUGGAGCACUACGAGCUGGAACUGCAGGAUGAAGUGAAGGCGCCAAAUGGCUUUCUUUUUCUCCCGGUGGCCCAACUGGACACAAGUACAGCCACGGUCACCGCCCUCCAGUUGGGCCAGGUGAAUCUGGCCUUUGUCCAUAAGAACAUCCACAUGCGAGGAUCGCUAGGCCUUCCGAACUGCACCAUUUACGUGGUAGAACCAGGAUUUCUGGGCUUCACGGUCCAGCCGGGGAACCGAUGGGUCUUAGAAGUGAAGCGGGCAUAUACCAUCACAGUCGAAGUUUUCGAUAAAUCCAGCACCAAGGUCUACCCCUCCGAUAACCUCCGAAUAACUCACCAGUUUCCCCAGGAAUAUUUUGAGGAGCUCACAUCUUCCACAAAUGGCUCCUAUCACAUCGUUCGGGUCCUGAAGGAAGGCGUGACAGUGAUUAAAGCCAUGUUGCUCUCUGUUCUUCUCCAGUGGACGUGGGAUUUUAAAAAACAACAACAGCAGGGCAUGGGGGGUUUGGAACAGGGUCAAACCUGGAUUUUAAAAUACUCAGAGGCGGAAUAUUCCCCGCCCGACUACAUCGUCCAGAUGGAAAAGGAGGAGAAACAGGGUGACAGGAUUUUGGUCUCGGGAAUAAAAACCGGGGCGGCCGUCAUCAAGGUCCGAAUCGAGGAGCCUGUUUACAAGGUAGUUCCCGUCCUGCCUGGUUCUUUGGCCCUGGAGGUCUACGAUCUCUGCCUCGCAUUCUUAGGACCGGCGACGGCUUACCUGCGAGUAUCAAACAUGUAUGAACUGGAGGUGGAUUUGAUUGACAAGGUUGAGAUUGGCAAAUCGGUGCUGGUCUCGGUGCGAGUGCUGGGCUCCCACCGUUCGGCUUUCCGCAGCAAAUAUUUCGCCUACAUGCAUCUCCAGCUGAAAGCUGCGUCUCCAAUCAGCGGCUUGGAAGAUUAUUUUGUCUCGCCCAUCAGCCACGAGCAAGAAAUGAAGAUCUACCUCCCCAUCACGCUGACCCCUUCCUUCUUAACCUUCCCCUACCAUUCUCUGGAUCUCUUGUACCGCUAUAAAGUCCAGGUGGAGGGGGGCAGCGGCAACUUCACCUGGACCUCCUCCAACCAGUCGGUGGCCACCGUCACCGUCAAAGGCGUCGUGGCCGCGGGACUCACCGAGGGGCAAAGCGCGGUGCAGGCCAGAGACGUGCAGAAUCCUUUCCAUUUCGGAGAGAUCCAGGUGUCUGUGCUGAAGCUGUCCAAGAUGGAGCUCCUUCCCUUCCACGCCGACGCCGAGAUCGGCCAGAACUUGGAGGUGCCGCUGGCCAUGUACCACGUGGAGAAGAAGACCGGGGCGGCCACCGCCUUCACCGACUGCUCGCUCCUGGCCUUGGACGUCACCGCGGACAAGCAAGGGGUAUUCGCCUUGAGCGAAGAAGGGAAGCAGAAAGCGGGUGCCACCUUCUGCUCCACCAUCCAGCUCACGGCCAAGUCCCUAGGCCACACGCUCGUCACGGCCAGCGCCACCGUCUUCGAGGAGUACUUCGAAACCAGCGCCACCUUCGCAGCCUACGAGCCCCUCAAGGCCGUCAACCCUGUCCAGUUGGCCUUGGUGACCUGGCAUUCCAUGAAGGAGAUGGUCUUUGAGGGAGGGCCCGGUCCCUGGGUUUUAGAGCCAUCCCGUUUCUUCCUGGAGCUGAAAACGGACGACGAGAAGAAAUUCCAGGUGGCGGAGGUCCGGCUGCCGGCUCGGAGGAAGCAGAACCAGUACAUUUACCGAGUCACCUGCCUGGAAUUGGGGGAACAGGUCUUCACCUUCCAAGUGGGCAACCACCCCGGAGUGCUCAAUCCCAGCCCGGCUGUGGAGAUGGUGCAACUCAACUUCAUCUGUGCCCACCCAGCCAGCAUGGCCGUUACCCCUGUGUACAAGCUGGCCGCUGGUGCCCCGCCGUGCCCCUUGCCUCAGCACCACAAGCAGCUGGUCCCCGUGUCCAGUUUGAGGAACACCAUUCUGGAGCUAGCUUUGUUUGACCAACACCGGAGAAAGUUUGACAACUUUUCUUCUCUGAUCCUGGAGUGGACCUCGGCCAACGAAAGCUUGGCUCGCUUCACUCACCCGAGAUCCAUGCAGAUGGUGGACAAGGAUGAUGGGACUGGACAGACUAGACUCCACGGACACCAGCUGCUAGAGGUCCAUCAGAUCAAAGGGACAGUCCUGAUUGCCGUCAACUUUGUGAAAUAUUCCGAGAGAGGCAGCCCGAAAGAGGUCUCUAACUCUCCCGCUUCUGCAGCCGUGGAGCUCUUGCUGGUUGAGGAUGUGACGGUGAUCCCCGAUAACGUCACCAUGUACAACCAUCCCAAUGUAAAGCAUUCUGAAAGAGAUCGGCCGGGCCCCUCUCCAAGCCAGAAAGGUCGGCCAAUGGAGGAACUCGGCGAUUAUUCCGAAGUCUACAUGCUCCGAGCCGUGGCAGUUGGGCAGACGACCUUAGUGGCCACAGCUUGGGACAAAACAGGAGUUAAAUUCAUGUCCUCGCCACGGAAAGUGGAGAUUUUCCCCCCUUUCAGGCUGCUCCCCGAAAAAAUGACCCUCAUCCCCCACAACAUGUGGCAGGUGAUGUCGGAAGGGGGUCCCCAGCCUCAAUCCCUGAUCCACUUUUCGAUCAGUAACCGAACCGUGGCCGAGGUAAACGGGCUGGGACAAGUCACGGCCAAGGCGGUGGGCACCGCCUUUAUCCUGGGCACCAUUCGCGCCGUCAGUGAAGACACGGGAAAAGUUAUUGUCUUCUCCCAGGAUCAAGUCGAGAUGGAAGUGGUGCAGCUGCGGAUGAUUCGAAUCCACGCCCCGGCCACUCGACUCGUCACUGGCACCCAGAUGCCUGUGUAUGUUGUGGGCCUGACCAGCACCCUGACUCCCUUCUCCUUCGGGAACUCUCGUCCACCCCUCACCUUCCACUGGGCAGUGAGCAAGCGGGACAUCUUGGACCUCCUCCCCAGACACUCGGAGAUUUCGCUGGCCCUCCCUCCGGAGAGCAAUUUCGCCAUGGGGGUCCGGACCAGAGCCGCGGGCAGGACCAGCAUCAGGGUGGCGGUGCGGACUUCGGACGCCGAAGCCGGGCAGUUUGAAGGGAACGCCACCGAACUCCUGGACGAGGUGCAGAUCCUGGUCUUCGACAACCUUCAGCUCUUCUCUCCAGAGUGCCCCGCGGAGCAGAUCCUGAUGUCCAUGAAUUCGCAGCUCAGGUUGCUUACAAACAGGGACGGGGCUGCCUUUGUCAGCACCCAGAUCCUGCAGUGCUUCCCCAAUUCCUCGGUCAUCGAAGAGGACAGGCACGGCCUCCUGAAGGCCGGAGCCGUCACGGGGACGGCCGUUCUGGAGGUGACCUCUCUGGAGCUCUUCGGCGUCAACCAGACGGUCAUCACGGGUGUGCGGGUGGCCCCGGUCUCUUACCUGCAGUUCAGCAGCACCCCAAAACUCUACACCGCCGCCCGGACGCCCCUGCUGGCGUUUCCCUUGGGCAUGGCCCUGACUCUCACCGUUCGGUUCUUCGACAGCGCCGGGGUCAGGUUUCACACCCAGAAUAACCAGCUGCAGCUGGCCUUGAACAGGGAUGACCUCUUGCUGAUCCGGCCCAGCAACCAGAACUACACUUACACCGCUCAAGCCGUGAACCGAGGCGUGACGCUGGUGGGGGUUUGGGACGAGAGGCACCCGGGCAUGGCCGAUUACAUUUCCGUCCCCGUGGAACACGCCAUCGGGCCCGAUCUCUCCGCCCCCCUGGCUGUGGGGGACGUGGUCUGCUUCAGCACACCCCUGGUUAAUCAGGAAGGGGAGCCUGGCACCUGGCAGGUCAGCCCCGGCGGCCUGCUUGAGAUGGACGUAGCGAGGGGAGCGGCGUUCGCCAAGCGCCCGGGAAAAGCCACCGUCUUCCACGAAAUCCCAGGGAUAGUCAAAACGUACCGAGAGGUUGUCGUUCACGGCCCGUCGAGGCUCAGCCUUCAGCUGGGGCCCAAACACUUCCUCACCAAUGCAGCCAACGCCUCUGAAUUCCGGGUCUUUAUCACCACCAGCGGCCCGGCCACUCUUCAAGGUCCUUGUAGUUCUGAGCAAAUUCGGGCCAUCAACGACCUCCUAUCUCCGGAAUCCCAGCUGAUCUGCCAACUGGAUUUCAACCCCAAGAUCCUGGAUAUUCCAGCCAGCAAAAUAUUUCACAUCCGGCCGGCAUUUUACCCGGAGAAAGGGCUCUACGCUUGCCUGGUGACGGUGAAAGACCACCCUGACGAGGAUCUGCUGGCCCUCAGCACCGCCGAGGGCUCCGUGGACAUCUCGGCCGCUCUCCGCAGUGAGGAACCCCAGGAGACACAACGGGUGGCUCUCCCCUUUCUCCCCGCCUUCUUCCUCAACCAGAGCGAGAUUGUCCUGAGCAGUUCCCAGGUGACCAGCGAGAUCUUGGUCUUGGGCGCCCGGAGAGUGACGGACACCAUCGAGGCCCAUCCCACUUCUCCCGUGGUGCAAGUGGAUCCCCCCCUCUUCCUCCCGGACAUGCCCGGGCUUGUCCUCUUCCCCGUCCGCGUGGUCAACCUGACCUCCCUCCACCGGAGGGCAGCACCCGUCUUCGUCAACCUCUCCUGCGGCCUCACCGGCCAGCGAGCGGCUGUGCUGGUGCGUCCCGAGCAGGAGCAUCAUCUCGGCUUUGAUCUGUGCGCCGAGGCCAGUCUCGUCCGGCAACUGGUGGGGUCCUACCAGGUCCUCCUCUUCACCGUCUUCGCCGUCCUGGCGUCCACCAUGGUCAUCUUUCUCAUUUACAAUGCCUUCCUGAACAGAGUUCAGACAGUCCCACUGGUCUACAUCCCGUCGGCCUCAACGCAGGACGGCUACCUCUACCCUCCGCUGACUGCCCAGCACCAUCCUUCCAGCCUGAGGAACAGGACUCAGGCCUGGCUCUGGAGCGUGCGGAGAUGACUUCUAGGAGAACGUGGGGGAGAGAGAGUAAAACUUGGUAAAAAUAAAUAUUUAUACGUGGCCGAGCGUCGUCCUUGAAGGGGAAAAGCCCACGCCACUCGCCGGGCUUCCUCCGUGGAGCCACUUUCCGUGGUAACAGCAGCUGUUCAGCCCUCC
Messenger RNA from Thamnophis sirtalis, 5364 nucleotides. Lineage: Eukaryota; Metazoa; Chordata; Lepidosauria; Squamata; Natricidae. The record is from RefSeq and is a predicted model, not a curated record.